Molecule: messenger RNA, 1131 nt
Organism: Carlito syrichta (Philippine tarsier)
Lineage: Eukaryota; Metazoa; Chordata; Mammalia; Primates; Tarsiidae
Gene: PNMA6A
Product: paraneoplastic Ma antigen family member 6A
Exons: 1
Source: RefSeq, a predicted model, not a curated record
AUGGCGGUGACGAUGCUGCAGGACUGGUGCCGCUGGAUGGGCGUCAGCCCUCGCAGGGCCCUGCUGGUCCUGGGCGUCCCCGAGGACUGUGACGACGCAGAGUUCCAGGAGUCCCUGGAGGCUGCCCUGUGGCCUCUGGGCCACAUCACGGUGCUGGGCAAGGUGUUUCGAGAGGAGGAUCGUGCCACCGCGGCCCUGGUGGGCCUCGACCGCGAGGUCGACUACGCCUUGGUCCCCAGGGAGAUCCCGGGCGCCGGGGGCCCCUGGCACGUGGCCUUCGUGCCCCGCUCUUCGGGCGAGGAGUUUCUGGGUCGCGUGUUCCACUUCCUGGAGCAGCACGGGCAGUCGGUGGAGGGCUUGGCCGGCGCCCUGGGCCUGGGGCUGCCCAGGAUGUGCUGGCUGCGCUCGGUCAGCCGGGCGGUCCAGCCCUUGCUGGGGGCCCUGAGGUACCAGCGCCUGGGCGUGUUCUCCGGGAGGGACCCGCCGGGCCCGGGGGAGGAGUGCUUCGAGGCCUGGCUGGACCACGCUGGCGACAUGCUGCAGCUGUGGCAGGAGGUCUCGGAGAGGGAGCGCCGGCGGCGGCUGCUGGAGGGCCUGCGCGGGACCGCCCGGCAGCUGACCUACGGGCUCCUGGCGGAGAACCCCGCCAGGACCGCGCAGGACUGCCUGGCGGCCCUGACCCAGGUGUUCGGGGAAAGAGAGUCCCAGGCCACCAUCCGCCUGAAGUGUGUGGUCGCUCGGCAGCAGACGGGCGAGCGCCUCUCGGCUUUCGUGCUGCGGCUGGAAGUCCUGCUGCAGAAAGCGGUGGAGAUGGGCGCCCUGGCCAGAGCCUCUGCUGACCACCUGCGCCUCCGGCAGGUGCUCACCAGGGCCAGCCUCAUCGAGCCUCUGGACGAGGCUCUGAGGAAGCUGAGAUUGGUGGGGAGGCCUCCGAGGUUCCUGGAGAUGCUGGGGCUGGUUCGGGAGGCAGAGGCGUGGGAGGCCAGUGUAGCCAGGAACCUGAGAGCCCGGGCCCAGAGAGAGGCCGAUGCCCGGGCCCAGAGAGAGGCUGAUGCCCGGGCUGAGGCCCCAGCCGUGGCCAGAGCCCAGGCCAAGGCAGAGGAUGAGAAGGUGGAGAAGGAGGAGGAGGAA